Clonostachys solani is the source of this 1065-nucleotide messenger RNA. Lineage: Eukaryota; Fungi; Ascomycota; Sordariomycetes; Hypocreales; Bionectriaceae. The record is from the annotation of a GenBank genome assembly.
AUGUCCCUGAUACGCCAGUCGCUCCCCACAAGCCUGCUCCCAGGCUGCGCUCUGCUCGCGGCCAUCACACCCGGCGCGGUCCAGCAGGCCAUCGCCGCUCUCCUAGGCCGUAUUCCCGGCCUCUCGGGGACAGAGGCUCUGGUCUUGUCCCUGAGCAAUAGAGGCAGGCUGAGAACGGCUCUUGGGGCUCUGGUUGUCUUCAACAUUGUACGAUGGCUCAACCGCAUACUGAACGGCCUCGCCACCAACUCCUGGCGUCUGGCCGCGCCUACUGAUUGGGACUGGCCUAACGAGAUCGCCGUUAUUACCGGCGGUGCGAGCGGCAUCGGCCAGGCCACUGCCGAGAAGCUGAUCGCAAAGGGUCUCCGCGUUGCCAUCCUCGAUGUCCAGGACAUCACUGGGUCCUUUCUGAAGGAGCACCCUCGCGCACGCUUCUACAAGUGCGACCUCACAAAGUCGGCCGAGGUCGCCGCCGCUGCCGAUGCCAUCCGCAAGGAGCUCGGCAACCCCUCCGUGUUGAUCAACAAUGCUGGCAUCUGCCGGCCAUGCAAGAUUCUCGACAUGACCGAGGAGCAGCUGCAUGCAACCUUUAACAUCAACACCAUCUCGCAUUGGUUCACCGUCCAGCAGUUCCUGCCAUGGAUGAUCCAGCAGAACAAGGGCCACGUCGUCACCAUCGCCAGCGGCGCGUCUUUCCUCUCUGUGCCCAAGGGCAGUGAUUACGCAGGGAGCAAAUCGUCCGCCCGCGCGUUCCACGAGACGCUGGGGACCGAGCUCAAGUAUUUCUACAAGGCGCCAAAGGUGCUCACCACAUCGGUCCACCCCGAGUUCGUUCGGACGCCCAUCAUCAAGGACUUCGAGGCUCAUCUUGACCAGGAGGGCACGCUUAUUCUUAGCGCUGAUGCUGUCGCUGACAGUAUCGUUGGGCGCGUUCUCAGCCGGAGGGGUGGCACGCUGGUGCUUCCUGAGAAUCAUUCGAUCGUCACUGGCUUCAGGGGGUGGCCGGGUUGGAUGCAGGAGAUUGUGCGGGAUAAGAUGGGCGCCCGUUCGGCGAGGAGAAAGUAA